AUGCUCCCCUGCCCUGCAACCUCCACUCCCUUCUCAGUCAAGGACAUCUUGAGGCUGGAUCAUUCACAACAUCCUGGAGGCCAAGUGGAGGCCCCUUCAUUGAGGACAGAACCACCAGAGGUCCCACCAACUAAUGACAGAGGAGGGGACAGUGAGGACCUGGGGCUCCCCUGUGACUCCCCAAUGAGAGAGGAUGAGACCCAGGAGCAAAGUCCCAGGAGGUUGGUGUCCAGGAGAGGAGAGCACCCAGAGCGGCCCCUGCAGAUUCAGAGGAGGAAACCCCGUGUCCUGUUCUCCCAGGUUCAGGUGUAUGAGCUGGAGAGGAGGUUCAAGCAGCAGAAGUAUCUGUCUGCCCCAGAGAGGGAGCAGCUGGCAUCAGUGCUGAAACUUACCUCUACCCAGGUGAAGAUCUGGUUCCAGAACAGGAGAUAUAAGUGUAAGAGGCAGAAACAGGACCAGUCCCUGGAGAUGGCAGGACACCCUCUUCCUCCACGCAGGGUGGCAGUGCCAGUUCUGGUCAGGGAUGGUAAACCCUGUCUGGGAGGAGUCCAGACUUUCCAUUCCAGUUACAAUGCCAGCUCCUAUCCUUACCCAGUCUGCUUUAGUGGCUACACUGGGAAUCCCUACUACUCAGGAUCAGUGGCAGCCAGGGGCAGUCCAUCAGUGCAGAUGGUUAACAUGAACUUGUCAGGAGCCCCUGCUGAGCAGGGACAUCUACAGCCCACACUGCCUGGCAUCAGGGCAUGGUGACUGCCCAUACGUGAUAUCUCUCAGGAAGGGCAAUGGAGCUGUGCCCACCCAUACUAACCUCAGGACACCAGGAUACAUUCACUGGAAACCGCCAAUGCCAAUGA
Molecule: messenger RNA, 854 nt
Organism: Hyla sarda
Lineage: Eukaryota; Metazoa; Chordata; Amphibia; Anura; Hylidae
Gene: NKX2-6
Product: NK2 homeobox 6
Exons: 2
Coding region: 1-750 (249 amino acids)
Biological process (GO): regulation of transcription by RNA polymerase II; cell differentiation
Cellular component (GO): nucleus
Molecular function (GO): RNA polymerase II cis-regulatory region sequence-specific DNA binding; DNA-binding transcription factor activity, RNA polymerase II-specific
Source: RefSeq, a predicted model, not a curated record